Quercus robur (English oak) is the source of this 1659-nucleotide messenger RNA. RefSeq lists its product as uncharacterized. The transcript is spliced from 3 exons. Bases 575 to 1564 code for a protein of 329 amino acids. NCBI's taxonomy places the organism in Eukaryota, Viridiplantae, Streptophyta, Magnoliopsida, Fagales, Fagaceae. The record is from RefSeq and is a predicted model, not a curated record.
ACGUGUUCUUUGACUUUUUUCUUGCUCUUCUUUCUAGUUGUUCUGUUUGUUUCCAAAGAAAAUAGGAUAUGGAGAGAAAAGACAUAGAAGACAGAGACAUUACAAGUUCCCUUCUUGCUAAAGAAAACCUUGACACUAAUGGCGUUAGUAGCAGCAGAAAUGUUGCAGCGAAUAGUGGUGGUGCCACCACAGCUACGGUGGUGUUCAGCACCUUCAUUGCCGUUUGUGGAUCCUUCGUUUUUGGUGCUGCUAUUGGAUAUUCGUCACCAGCUAUGUCUGGAAUCAUGGAAGACUUGGGCAUCUCUUUGGCACAUGUAGGUAGUGAGUAAUACUUGUUUUGAUAAAUGGAAAGUAAUGAUGAUAUUUGUUUUGCACUAUCUCUAUGGCAUUUCUUACUACUGCAAAAGUACAAGAUCUUUUUUUUUUUUUUGAUGGGUAGUACAAGAUCUUUUAGUAACUAUAACAUUGGACCCUUUGAUUGUAUAACACUAUUUGGUAAUGGGUGCUCCGAACCAGUAUUUGGUCCUAGCUACAGUUGUAAAGAAUGCAGAGGGCGAUACAUUCAUCAUAAAUCAUGUGCAGAACUUCCCUUGGGUUGCACCAUCCCUCACACCCAAAUCAUCCUCUUAUUCUCUUCGGCAUAUAUAAAUAUUAUAGCAACAAAGAAGAAUAUAGCAGAUUUAGCAAAUGCAACGUCUGUGGAGAAAAGAGUUUUGAAUACAGUUAUUGUUGUUACCGUUGCAACUUCAACAUUCACAUAAGAUGUUCUUAUUUUCCACUCACCAUCGAAACUGAAUUCCAUGACCAUCAAUUGACCCGCAUUUGGUAUCUGACAAAGUUCACUUGUGACUUCUGUGGCAAAGAAGGCAAUCUACCCUAUUUUUGUGUCCAAUGCAAUUUCAUUAUACAUUCACGUUGUGUUGCUUGCCCACGCAUACUAAAAGCUUUCCAUCACAACCACCCUCUCCACCUCACUCCUUCUCUUGAAGUCCAUCAAUCCAACUCUCCAAUUUGCCUACUCUGUGUUCGAAAAGUGGAAACACACUGGCUUUACUAUUGCUCAAGAUGCGAUUUUUCUGCCCACCUCUAUUGUGCUAUGCUCCCCUUUAACAGGGAGUACAUAAAUUUGCAGGAUCUUAAAGAGGAGCAGUCCACCGAUUCAAAAACUAAAGAUCCAGAGCUCCAUCAAUCCUUUGACUCAAAAAUCUACGAAGUCAAAAAAACCACUGUGAGGGAAGAUGGAACUAAAAUAGCCACAGAAAUCAAACACUUCAAUCUCCAUUCUCUCGCCAAAAGAGAUGGAACUGAAAAUGUUUGGAGUAUUUCAUUGUGCCACUUGUAUUUGUUCUUGAUCAAAUGCGCUACACUACCACAAACCACAUGGUACAACCAACAUGAACAUCCUUUCACUCUCUGUUAUACUCCUGAAGAUGACUCUGGUGAAUGUUACUAUGAUAUCUGUGAAGAAGAACGAGAUCCUAAGCAAUGGUUUUACUACUAUAAGGAUUGCAAUUUUCCUGCUCAUCGCGGCUGUAUUCUUGGGAACACACCAAAUGUCAAGUAACAUAUAACGGCCACUUGUGGGGAGAUGCUACACAUUAAUUUGACUUUCAAUGUGCCCAAUGUAAUUUCAACAUUCACAAUAAUUGUUUAUAGAAA